Trametes versicolor FP-101664 SS1 is the source of this 813-nucleotide messenger RNA. RefSeq names its product ras-domain-containing protein. The record is from RefSeq and is a predicted model, not a curated record. NCBI's taxonomy places the organism in Eukaryota, Fungi, Basidiomycota, Agaricomycetes, Polyporales, Polyporaceae. Gene Ontology annotation, molecular function: GTP binding; GTPase activity. The coding region runs from base 58 to 702 and encodes 214 amino acids. The transcript is spliced from 6 exons.
CCCGCACGCCCGCCGAUCUUGUCCAGUUUAGAGCAUUAGCCCCUUUCUCGCCCAAGAAUGUCGUCUACCACCCCAGUGACCGCCGACUUCUCCUCGCCUCCCCUGAAACGGAGCAAGAUCGUGCUUCUUGGAGACCAGAGUGUGGGGAAGACCAGCUUAAUCACAAGAUUUAUGUACGACACGUUUGACAACACGUAUCAAGCAACGAUAGGGAUUGACUUCCUGAGCAAGGCGAUGUACCUCGAGGACCGGACAGUGCGGCUACAACUCUGGGACACUGCGGGCCAAGAGCGCUAUCGGUCGCUAAUUCCGUCAUACAUCCGUGACUGCUCAGUCGCGAUCGUAGUAUUCGACAUUACGAACCGGCAGUCAUUCUUGUCGACAUCCAAGUGGAUUGAUGAUGUGCGUUCGGAACGAGGGAACGACGUGAUCAUCGUACUUGUGGGCAACAAGGCAGACUUGUCGGACAAGCGGCAAGUGACGCUUGAAGAGGCGAAUGCAAAGGCGCAGGAGCUGAACAUCAUGUUCAUGGAGACGUCCGCCAAGGCCGGCCACAAUGUGAAGAGCUUGUUCAAGAAGAUUGCCAUGUCGCUAGUAGGCAUGGAGAAGGAGAACGAGGCGGCCGAUGCGCAGAAUACUAAAAUCGACGUCACAUCACCACCAACAAACGAGGUACCGGACGCUUCCCAGUGCCAAUGCUGAACUCUCUCCCGGUCAAGUAGAGCAUGUCGUAUCGUCUCCUGGUGCUUGUCUUAUCCCUGUAUGUAGUUCUUGAAGAUGUGUAUACCUUCACAUUGUUUUAUUGGCAUCGCG